AAUAGUCUACUGUAUUUGAACAUUUCUCUGCUUAGUGCUUAGCUUAAGAGGCUUUAGAAACUGAGACUUGAGCAUAAUGAAGCUAGCUCCCCUCUUCAUCAAUUUCUAGCUUGUACUGUAAGGUAUGUCAUAAAAUAUUGCACACAACUCAAAAUUGUCUGUCUUAACAAACAAUCCACGUACAUCUUGCCACAAAAAAAUAAACAUUGCUCAUUAUAGAUUAUAGCAUUGUAUUAGCAAUCAAUUAUAAUGGCAGCCCAAAAUGGUCGUACUAAUUCUAAUUUAAUCGUGAAUUAUUUGCCCCAAACGUUUAGUGAUCGAGAUUUGUACAGAAUGUUUUCAAGCAUUGGACCAGUCAAAAGUUGUAGGGUCAUGAAAGAUUUCAAGACUGGCUACAGUUUUGGAUAUGGAUUCGUAAACUACACAAAACCAGAAGAUGCUGAACAGGCUAUUAAGCAACUUAAUGGUACAGAGAUAUUUAAUAAGAGAAUUAAAGUUUCUCAUGCGAGACCUUCUAAUAAUGAAAUCAAGGAUACAAACCUGUAUAUCAUGAACCUUCCAAGACACUAUACCGAUGCAGACCUGGAAGCACUCUUCAGUAAAUAUGGAUCAAUUGUACAAAAGAAUCUUUUGUUUGAUAAAAUCACUGGUUUGCCUCGAGGAGUCGCCUUUGUUAGAUACAGCCGAAGAGAGGAAGCCCAGGAAGCUAUCAAACACUUGGACGGACAGAUUCCUGAGGGUGGUUGUGAUCGCUUGACCAUCAAAGUUGCUGAGGAACACGGCAAACAGAAAGCAGCUUACCUUGCUGGAUUUCAUGCAGGUUACGCACGAAGCCGAGAAAUUACAAGUUUGGUAGACGGUCUCCACCAGGUAAUGUUCGGAGAAAAUUGGCUACAAAUUCAAGAAAUGAAUAAAAAAAUUAAUGAAUCCCUAAAAAAUAAACGAGGAAAGAAACGAGCAAUUUGUUAACAUUUUGUCAUUCACCUCACCAUAAAAUUUAUGUCAGUUUAAGAUAAGGAUACCUAUAGUCGUAUUUUUGCUCAAGAGCAUAGCCUAAAAUAAAGUUUUAAGAAGAUGUAGUUAUAGGCUACAGAUGUAGGAUAAGUGAUCGUGUGAACUUAACAUGAUGAUAAUCUUCGAUACAAACAAGCAAAUUAACUAAGGGUAGCUUAAAAUUUUUAAUGAGGAUGGACUGUGUUGGAUUAGGCCCUAUAUCGUUUUAUGUAUCAGUAAACAAACUAUUUACUACUUUGAAGUUGUAGGCUAAUGGAGAAAUGUUUUCUAGAUAGAUGUUAGAUUAAUUUGUCCUAACACCUAUUUACAGGUUUUGUUCAAAACAUUUUUCUUUACUAGAUUAUUUUUGUUUUAUGAAUAGGCCUAACAGUUUUUGUUGUGUAUGUGAAGAUAAUUUUUUUAAAGGUGUUUAGUUGAUAUUUUAGGUUUAAAAACCCUCGCCCACACAAUGUAGGCAUACUAUUUUCAGAUUUAAUGGUUUCAUUGGUUUGUAUUAAUUUUUACUUUUUGUAAUGUGCAAGUGCACUUUUUUGUGUGUUUUUUGUUAGUCUUUGUUACCUAAAAAAGAUGUGUUUUACAAGAAUAGCCUAGCUAUAAUUUUUUGGGUUUUAUCUUCCGUUAUCUUCACUAAUUUUUUGCUUAUUGUAUAGGUGGUACAUGGUACCUACCAUAUAAAAAGGAAUUAAUAUUAUUUUUGUGUUUUGAUUCUCAUUACUGGUAACAAAAAUUUUUUGUUGGAGAGUUAUUCUUAGCUACAUUUUAAGUACAAAAUUGUUAACAAUUUCUUGUGUUUUUAAAACAAAAUUAAAUUGUUUCUUGUC
This is a messenger RNA of Macrosteles quadrilineatus (aster leafhopper), 1835 nucleotides long. Its product is annotated as protein sex-lethal-like. Gene Ontology annotation, cellular component: ribonucleoprotein complex; cytosol. The transcript has a single exon. Gene Ontology annotation, molecular function: mRNA binding. Bases 250 to 969 code for a protein of 239 amino acids. The record is from RefSeq and is a predicted model, not a curated record. Lineage: Eukaryota; Metazoa; Arthropoda; Insecta; Hemiptera; Cicadellidae.